This is a messenger RNA of Cladocopium goreaui, 664 nucleotides long. The record is from the annotation of a GenBank genome assembly. NCBI's taxonomy places the organism in Eukaryota, Dinophyceae, Suessiales, Symbiodiniaceae.
UGAUCGAAUCGGAGCAAUGUCAUGGAUGGAGCCAGGCCACUGUUGUUAUUCGCUGGAAGUUUUGGAUCGAAUAAGGUCAGUCGCCGUGCACGAAGCUUCACAGGUGACCAUGUCUCUUCGUAUUGCUUUCCUUGCGAUCUUCCCCUUCUUCGCCUUUGCUGAGGACACCGCUCCAGCACUGCGCGGUAGCCCCAACAUCGAUAGCAUCCAGCAGCCCACGGCGGCACAGCUGACAUGCAGUGGAACUGGGGCCCUGCCGCAAGCCCCGGCUUGCUUUGGAGGCAACGUGCUGACCAAUUGGUAUGAGAUCAAGGUGGUGAGCGUGGACGGAAAUGUGGGAGUCGUGGACUUGAAGGCUGUUGGCCCGCUGCCGGCAUCGUGCCCUGGCGCCCAUUUUGAGAACAGUGCCGGGGCCAUCACCAUCGAGAACGACGAGACGUGUGGCUUGAGCAACUAUGAGUACACUGUCAACUACUGCUCCGAUCAGGACAAGUUGAUCAUUGACAUCAUCAAGCCAUACGGCGUGAAGGUGGUGCUGCCAGCCACGGAAUGCCCUGACAAUGGCGAAGUGUAAAGAGUGUAAAGAGUCGCCACGACUCCUCGGCUAAUGGCCUGGUUUCAGAGGCAAACAAGUUGGGCCGGCCCUUGAAAUUGUGGAUGUGAA